Messenger RNA from Penicillium daleae, 1104 nucleotides. RefSeq names its product BRCT domain protein. The transcript is spliced from 5 exons. NCBI's taxonomy places the organism in Eukaryota, Fungi, Ascomycota, Eurotiomycetes, Eurotiales, Aspergillaceae. The coding region runs from base 1 to 1104 and encodes 367 amino acids. The record is from RefSeq and is a predicted model, not a curated record.
AUGUCGACUCCUUCCGCUCAAAAGGCCAAACCCCUUAAGACGGGUAAGGCCUUCAGGCGCAUUCGCGCAGCCAUGGUUGGAGAUCUCUACCAAGGGAACCUAUUCCCUCAAUGGGUGCGCCGAAAUGGAGGAGAGUUUCACGACAGAGUGUCCGAUAAGAUCACUCAUCUCAUUGCUUCGGAGCAGGCUUAUGAGGAGAAUGUAGAAGAAGUACAAGCUGCGAAGGCUCUUGGAACAAUCAAGAUAGUCUCUCGUGACUGGCUCACUGCUUCGCUACACGCCAACCCCAUUCGCCCAGUUCCGGAGAGACCCUUUCUGCUUGAGAACCUAAUCAAGCCGGCGAAGAAGACCGCUCAUGGCAAAAAUGGCGUGGAUAACAAAACGGACUCUGGAAUGAAGUCCCGAAUUCGCGUCAAGGAUCCAUUCAUCCAGAAGAAAGCGCCUAAGGGCUCAAAGAACGUUGCUCCACCGAAGAAGGUCGUAUCUCGCGAUCCUCAGACGGGUGCAGCCUGGGAUGCAGUACUCGUGCGCGAGGGUAAAACAAGCCGUCUCAGAGAGAGAUACCGUUUGGCAAUCUUCGAAACGUCCUCCCAGCCACCCACCUACUCAACAUUUGCAAAGUAUAGUCGCGUGGGAACGUCUUGUGUCGAGGAGCUGACUCCUACCAAGAGUGACAUGGCUACUGCUGUGACCAUCUUUAAGCAGUUUUAUAAGACCGAGACUGGAAAGGAUUGGGAGGACAAAAAUGAUACCAAUAUUCCUUCCCCCAAGACAGAUGACCAGGGGAUUGUCCUACCCGCUCACGAGGGCUGGUACUUCUACGAAAGCCAGGACAAUAUCUUUACCAGCUUCCUGAUGCAAGCCGGACCUUCUGGUGGAAGUACAGGCAGUACUAUGUCUGUCGACCAUCAAGACGCAUCCGAUGGGCCAGAGACCGGCAUGGCCCGACCUGAAAUGAUUGUUCCAGAAGCCUCUGCACAGUCAGACGAAGAUAGCGGCAACAAUGCCGAUGUUGAUUCUGACAGCACAAUUGCUGACACCUGUCAACCUGCCAAGUCUGAACCAGCAGUGGAUACUGAUAACAAGAUCGAAUCUAAAAUUUAG